Messenger RNA from Mangifera indica (mango), 963 nucleotides. RefSeq lists its product as uncharacterized. The coding region runs from base 1 to 963 and encodes 320 amino acids. The record is from RefSeq and is a predicted model, not a curated record. Lineage: Eukaryota; Viridiplantae; Streptophyta; Magnoliopsida; Sapindales; Anacardiaceae. The transcript has a single exon.
AUGGGUUGUUGUGUCAGCUGUGAAGCUUCUUCGAUUUCAAAAAAAGAUGAGCUGGUGAAAGCGGGAUCUAAUGGGCCUUCAAAGUUGAAAGCUUUCAGUCACGAGAGUAGAGCGCCUCCACCGUCGGUGGAGGAAGAAACCGUAAAAGAAGUUCUCUCCGAAACGCCCAAACCCAAACCUAAACCCGACCCCAAUUUCACCACCAACGUUACACAAGAAGCUCACGAAAACAACUUUCUCACUCAGAAACCAGCAGUCUUCACCAAGAUCCAAGAAAAUCACCAGCUUCAACUACAUGAGAACAAGAACUUGGUGAAAAAGCAAGAGUUGAAGAAUGUGAAUGAAGAGAAUAUGUCUGAAGUUUGUGAAGUUUGUAGCUUGAGCUUGAGCGAGAGCAUUUCGACUGCUACAAAUAUCACCGAUGGAAGAGACGAUGAAGAAGAUCAACAAGUGAUGAAACGACACCGAAUGACGAACAGUAGAUCUCCAGCGAAGUUGGCACCGCAGAGGAGCCGAGAUUUCGGGGUCAAAAGAAACCGGGUUGUGACUCAAUCACCCACCCGAAAAUUCGACCAAUCACCAGGUAAAAGAAACCCGACCGGGUCAAUGAGGUUGGUCCAGAGUAGCAGAGACGAACCGGGUCGGGUUCCAAAUCAAUCAAUCGGAAGAGGAAGAAGAGACCCGGGUGAAAGCUCCGGAAGAAGGUCCAGAUCACCGGCUGCAACUAGAUCUGCAGCAAUGGGUCGGAGCCCAUCUGGAAGAAGAACAGGCCAGUCUCCGGGUCGGGCCAAGAGUGAAUCGGUUCAAAAUGGUGGCCUUAAUAGCAGAAAAAUUGAAAGCCCUAGUAAAAUGGAGCACAGGCGGCCAAGUAAUAAUAAUAACAGCAAAAGUAAUACUAAUUCAAGAACAAAAGAGUCACUUGAAAAUCCACUUGUCUCCUUAGAAUGCUUCAUUUUUCUAUAA